AGUGGCGCUAUACAGCGGGGGGAGCGGAAAAGGUGGGAUUUAGCAUGAAUGUGUAAUGACUUUUUCGAAUAGAAGGUUUUUGCUUUUGUCAUUCCCUUGGACGCACUCAUGGAGGUUAUCUCCAGUGCUGUCAAUGAAAAGGAAGGACUUCACAUUGGUCAGACUUUGGUGCUGCCUAAAUAUCUUUGUUUCAGUACCUGUGGGACCCUCUGGGAACCGAGGGUGGCUACUACGGCCACAGCAGCAGCGGCUCCGCCGGCUGCGGGAACAGCAGCGCUGCCCCCGACCCGCUGCGACAGGAGGUGGAAGCCCUGGUCUCCCACUGGAACCUCUACAUCAACCUGGGGGCUUCUUUGUCAGUCUCUUCUCCGUGACUCUCUUUGGACCAUGGAGCGACAGCGUGGGCCGCCGUCCGGCGCUCAUCCUGCCGGCAGCGGGCCUGGCCCUGCAAACGGCCAUCUACCUGCUCGUCAUGUACCUGGAGCUGCACGUCGCCUACUUUCUCCUGGGACGCCUUCUGAGUGGCCUGACGGGAGACUACAACCUGAUCCUGGCCAGCUGCUUUGCCUACGUGGCCGACACCAGUGACAGGCGCACGCGGACGUUCCGGGUGGCCAUCCUCGAGGCGUGCCUGGGCACCGCGGGCAUGCUGGCCAGCAUCGGUGGUGGUCACUGGUGCAAGGCCCAAGUGGAAGUUCUCUUUACUCUCUGCCUUUUUUUCCUUCUUGUCACAGUGCAUUUUGGAGCCAAGGACCUCUUGCUUUUCUAUGAGCUUGGCUUCCCUCUCUGCUGGGCUUCUGACCUCAUCAGGACAGUGGUUUCCCAGAGCAAUUGGCCAGUGAAACCACCAGUGCAAGAGGGAUCAGUGACCAGCAGGCACCAGAUUUGCCUGGAGACCUGGAACUGGAAAGAAACUACUGGAGAUUUCAGACUUUACAGGUGGAUUGGAAAAGCAGUUGGGGAAAAUGCCCCUCCGGAGACAGAAAAUCUAAAGGUUCCUGGGACAGCGGAAAAGCCAAAGUGGUUUUGCUUGCAGGUGACUUGUCCCUUUCCACAGAACAGACCUGUCUCUAUACCACUGCCUUGGCAAAACUGGCCUGGAUGGCAGUCCUGCUCUCAUUGCAGCUCUAACAGGAACAGUCACUGGUUCCUUCGCCUCUCCACGUUAUGGGCACAUGCCUGUCUUGUUUGCCCAAGAUGGGAAAGUUUGUAG
Molecule: messenger RNA, 1213 nt
Organism: Myiozetetes cayanensis
Lineage: Eukaryota; Metazoa; Chordata; Aves; Passeriformes; Tyrannidae
Exons: 5
Coding region: 56-1213 (385 amino acids)
Biological process (GO): transmembrane transport
Cellular component (GO): plasma membrane
Molecular function (GO): transmembrane transporter activity
Source: RefSeq, a predicted model, not a curated record